Vitrella brassicaformis is the source of this 1455-nucleotide messenger RNA. The record is from the annotation of a GenBank genome assembly. NCBI's taxonomy places the organism in Eukaryota, Vitrellaceae.
AUUGAUAUUGAUUGCGCAGGGGAUGUUCGGUUCAUCGAUGCAUCCAGAUGUAGCUAAUAUGCAUAUAUGUACACGGCUUCAAGCAGACAAACAAGCGACACUCACACGCGUCGUCCAAGAUACAGCCAGCGCACAAGCUAACAUCACAUCAAGCAACUCAUCAUCAAAGAAAAGCCUAUGGUGUCCGCUUGCACAGUGACUUGAUCCACUAACGAACACACACAGACACAGAGCACCUUCCACAUGGUGAAAGCCAUAACCCCUGUCGCCCUGUCGUGUGUACCGUGCAUGAGUACAAUGCCCAAGAAGCCAACAAUCCGCACCUCGCUUUCGACUGCGGCAACGUCGCUCGUGGCCGCUGCGGCCUCACCUCUGCUGUCCAGAACUGGCGGGCAGCAGCACCAUUGUCCCAAUACAAGCAUGCAUACGUCUGAAGUGGCGCUGUCGAGCAUGCCUCCUCGUCACAUAGGAAGACGUGCCACAACGUGCCGCUCGACUGCACCCUUGGCACCACGAAGCGGCGGCUGUCGACGGGCGGUGGCCCGAAGGCCAGCUUGCUGAUGCGGCACGCAUCCUCGCGGGUCACCAGAUGGUCAGGGGACGUCAGAUCGGUCGGGAGCGACCUGCGAGCAUCAAACACAUACCGGGAGUGAAUUGACAGGCAUGGGUGGAUGGAGGUGUGUGUGUGGAUGGUGAUGCUGGUUCUCGCCCUGCCUUACUGGUCGAUGACUGCAUCUCGGAACGACGAAUACAUCUCCACAAUCCCAUCGAUAUGUUGUGUCGACACAUCGCAGGCAGGCUCCGUCACGUCAUACGAAGCGCGGAAGCGGAAUCUGUCGCGCGCGUGAAUCACCAGCCUCUUCUGGCCGAGCAUGCCCCGCCCCUCCUCAUCCAGAGGCGUCAGCAGCAGCAGGCAGCCGGCAGGUCCCCGCACCUUGUGGCCAAACAGCAUGUACUGCCGCAGGCUCUCCGGCUGCCGACGGAAGAUGGCCUUGGAGGGCAAUUUGCGCAGGUCUGCGGGCGUGAUGGUGAUGGGAAAGGCCUCGGUGAGAGCGCCCAGCUGCUGCAUCACGCGGAGCCGCCAGAUCCAUCCCUCCCAGUCGCCGCUCUCCUCCAGCACACACAGGAGCCCCAGCAGAUAGCUGACGUGACUCAUUUCACAGCGGCCGACGCCGACAAGCGCCAAGACGCCCUCCAAACGCGUCAAUCUGGAUGGCUGUCGCUUGAUGGCGAAGAUGUCGGUGAGGCCGCUGCUUGCGAGCCAUCGGUUGAUGCGUCGCAUCAGGAAGGCCACACAGAUGAGAUCCCUGCCCAGCCGAUAUGAGCAGCGAUAAGCGGAGCAGUCAGAUGCCGGCAGCAUUCCGCACACGGCCGUGUGGAUCUCACGCGGGAGCCAAUACGGGCUCUUCGCAUCCAUCGUGGUCGUUCUCGAAGGGCCUUCUCCAUCGGCCUCAC